CCGAACCCCAAUUGGCACCUACUGCCCGCAGCCCCCGCAGCUCGCCUUUUGCAAUCUGAGGCUCUUCGGUCAAAGACGAGAUGGCGCUACCUGAGUACUGAGAACAAAAACUCUCUCUCUCUCUCUCUCCCUAUAUAUAUAUAUCUAUAUAUACAUACAGCUUCCUCUCUCUCUAUAUAGACAUCAAAACAACAACGCAGGCGGAUGAUCGAUGGCGCUGUCUCGGCUUCGACAUCCCGUGAUCUCUCGUGCCCCUUCUCUCUUCAAGGCCCGCCUCCUCUCCUCCACCACCACCACCUCCUCCAGAUCCCUCUCACGGUUGCAACAAAGUUUUGUUAAUGCUGGCGGUGCACUGUUAAGGGCUGCACCUUGCUCAGUGUUCUCUGGAGUUCAUGAUAGUUCUCCGAAGCUGAAGUUGACCAGUGUCAGAUAUUUCUCAUCUGCAGAGCCUCCUUUGCAUAUGGUCAUCGGAAUGCCAGCUUUGUCCCCAACAAUGACUCAAGGUAACAUUGCAAAAUGGAGGAAAAGAGAAGGAGAAAAGAUAGAAGUUGGUGAUGUGAUAUGUGAAAUAGAGACGGACAAAGCUACCCUUGAGUUUGAAUGUCUUGAAGAGGGGUAUAUGGCAAAGAUACUGGUACCUGAAGGUUCAAAGGAUGUGCCUGUGGGACAACCUAUUGCAAUUACGGUUGAGGAUGCAGACGAUAUCCAAAAUGUCCCUGCUACUGUCACUGGCAACUCAGAGGUCAAAGAAGAUAACUCAACUCCACAAAAUGAAGUCAGAGAACAAGAAGCAAGUUCUAUUAAGAUCAGGGCAUCUGAACUUCCUCCUCAUAUCAUUCUUGAGAUGCCUGCAUUAUCCCCAACAAUGAGCCAGGGAAACAUUGCUAAGUGGAUGAAAAAAGAAGGAGAUAAGAUUGGAGUGGGUGAUGUGUUAUGUGAGAUAGAGACUGACAAAGCUACCGUUGAAUUCGAAAGCCUUGAAGAAGGGUUUCUUGCUAAGAUACUGGUACCUGAAGGUUCAAAAGAUGUCUCUGUGGGACAACACAUUGCAAUAACUGUUGAGGAUCAAAAUGAUAUUGAAACUAUUAAGACUUCCGUUAGUGGUGGGUCGGAGGUGAAAGAGGAAAAGCCAACCCACCAUGAUACUAGAAGUGAAGCAAGAGAACAGAAAGCAAAUUUUAAUAGGAUCAGUCCUUCGGCAAAGCUGCUAAUUACAGAACAUGGAUUGGAUGCGUCAUUAAUAAUGGCAUCAGGUCCCCGUGGUACUCUAUUAAAAGGUGAUGUUUUAGCUGCAAUAAAGUCAGGGAAAGCAUCUCCAAAAACUUCGUCAAAGGAGAAGAUAUCUCAGACACCUCAAAUUCAUCCACAAACUUCACACUCAGCAUCACCUGAAUCCAAAUCCCACUUACAACAGCCAGAUUCUUAUGAAAACUUUCCCAAUAGUCAAAUCCGCAAGGUGAUAGCUAAGCGGUUGUUGGAAUCAAAACAAAAUACCCCUCAUUUGUAUCUAUCUUCAGAUGUUAUAUUGGAUCCGCUUCUAUCUUUCAGAAAGGAGCUCAAAGAGAAGCAUGAUGUUAAAGUCUCUGUUAAUGAUAUUAUCAUUAAAGCUGUUGCAAUCGCUCUGAGAAAUGUUCCAGAAGCAAAUGCUUACUGGGAUACUGAGAAAGGUGAAGUUGUUCUAUUGGAUUCUGUUGACAUAUCAAUUGCAGUUGCCACUGAGAAGGGAUUGAUGACUCCUAUCGUGAGAAAUGCAGAUCAGAAAACUAUAUCAUCGAUCUCCUUGGAGAUCAAGGAACUAGCUUCAAGGGCACGAGCAGGGAAGCUUACUCCCAACGAGUUUCAAGGUGGCACUUUCAGCAUUUCGAACCUUGGAAUGUUUCCAGUGGACCAUUUUUGUGCAAUAAUAAACCCCCCACAGGCAUGUAUUCUUGCUGUUGGUAGGGGCAACCAAGUUGUGGAACCAGUUUUUGGAACUGAUGGAAUCGAGAAGCCUGCAGUUGUCACAAAAAUGAAUUUGACAUUAUCCGCUGAUCAUCGUGUUUUUGAUGGCAAAGUUGGAGGUUCUUUCAUCGCGGAUUUACGUUUGAACUUCAGCGAUAUGCGAAGACUUCUUUUGUAAUAAAAUGAGAUUAGCCAUGAAAUUUGUAGAGAACAACAAUAAUGAAUGGGGUAUCUUCUUCAGACCUGAUUGGGAUUUCUCCAAGCUUAAGCAUUUUUGUCUCCAGCGCAUAUAUGGCAAAAGCGCGUUGUGUUUUUUGCGCCCUGUUGAUUGUUUAUUUUCUGAAAUUCAUUGGGUCCGACCUGUUUCAAGGGCGGGCCAAGUUUUAAAUGAAACAAUUGAAUUUAGGGUUUGCUGAUAUUUGAGUACUGUUUUCUCUGAUGUUUUAAUAUCUUCUUCUGAAAUGCCCUGUUCAGUGGAUAAUAAUGAAAUGAAAAUCUCCAUUUUAAUCAUGAAAUGAAGAUGGUGUGGAUUUGGCUUCAAA
Molecule: messenger RNA, 2483 nt
Organism: Camellia sinensis
Lineage: Eukaryota; Viridiplantae; Streptophyta; Magnoliopsida; Ericales; Theaceae
Source: RefSeq, a predicted model, not a curated record